Miscanthus lutarioriparius is the source of this 1341-nucleotide messenger RNA. The record is from the annotation of a GenBank genome assembly. Lineage: Eukaryota; Viridiplantae; Streptophyta; Magnoliopsida; Poales; Poaceae.
AUGUCAGGCCUCUACAGCCAGGGCUUCUCCCCUGCAAGAACCCUCUCCCCCCAGAUUAGGAGCAACCCCGACGCUGACAGCCAGUACUUGGCCGAGCUUCUCGCGGAGCACCAGAAGCUGGGGCCCUUCAUGCAGGUGCUGCCCAUAUGCAGCCGGUUGCUCAACCAAGAAAUCAUGCGGGUAUCAAGCAUGGUUCAUGACCAUGGAUUUAGUGAUCUUGACAGGCGCCGGUUUAGAAGCCCUAGUCCUAUGUCUUCACCAAUUGUCCGGCCUAAUCUACAUGGCAAUGGAUUUGGUCCUUGGAAUGGGAUGCACCAAGAGAGAUUGGGCCUUCCUCCUCCUGGAACAAGUAUGGAUUGGCAAGGAGCACCACCUAGUCCUGGCUCUUAUAUUGUCAAGAAGAUCGUACGCUUGGAAGUUCCCGUCGACUCUUACCCUAAUUUCAACUUUGUGGGGCGCAUUCUAGGCCCAAGGGGUAAUUCUCUAAAGCGAGUCGAAGCAUCAACUGGCUGCCGUGUUUUUAUUAGAGGAAAGGGUUCCAUCAAAGACACAGAAAAGGAGGAGAAGCUUAAAGGAAAACCUGGGUAUGAACAUCUGAAUGAGCCACUGCAUAUAUUGAUCGAGGCUGAGUUACCAGCAAAUGUCAUUGAUACAAGACUGAGACAGGCACAAGAAGUCAUGGAAGAAUUGCUAAAGCCAGUGCUCUCGCUCUCAGCCAUGGAGGAAUUGUCGCUCUCGGACGCACUUCUAUCUCUGCCCAUCACUUCCAUUACGGCAUCGCUCAGCCCCUCACUGCCACCGGCACUAGACUCGGCCACCUCGCCAGAGUUCCUUCGUGGCCUCAUUUGGGUUCUAGACUCCGAGGAUGAGGCUAAUGAGGAUGUGCUUGUGGCCGAGAUCGACGAAGUGGUUGCCGCAGCCGAGAUCGAUGAAGCAGUUGCCGGGGCCGAAACCAAGCUUGUCGUCGCGGCUGAGAUCGACGAAGCAAUUGCCGGGGCCGAAACUAGCAACGGUAAAGAUGCAUUAGACCAUGAGGAGUGGCGCCGUCGUCGACGUCAUUGGGAUUCCGUGCUCUCGUUGUGGUCUCAUACACGGGGAGUAUACGUUAGGAGCUUGGAUUUGUGGCUUCAAGGAGUUUUACUGCUGAGGACCCGUCAUGCGCCCGGGGACGCCGGUUGUAGACAAGCCGAAUGUCCCGAGCUGGUGGAGCGGCGUGAACAACAGCUGGAGCCGGGGCAGCCGUUGGAGGAGCAGCAGGUGGUGGAUCGGGAGGUGGAAGAAAGCAAAGAAUCUGGGACCGUGAAACAAGAUCGCGGGGUUGUCGGGUCAGCUCCUCAAUGA